AUGUUCUUCCCUGCUCCUCUAGUCCGCCGAUCGCUCCUCAAGCCCCUCCCUCGACUCAACCUUCUCAAGCCCACCACUUCAUCACAAGUCCUCAGCCGGUCCGCCUUGAUCACCGCACACCGAGCGUAUUCUGCUGGUCAUGCUGCGGAUGAAUCAUUCUCGGCCUUCAACGAGAGAUACACUCAAUUCUUCGAAGGCGUACAAGAUUUAUUCGAGCUCCAACGUGGCCUCAAUAACUGCUUUGCCUAUGACUUGGUACCCGCCGUCCCAACCGUAGAGGCUGCUCUCCGGGCCGCCAGACGAGUCAACGAUUUACCUACAGCCAUCCGGAUAUUUGAAGGUCUCAAAGAAAAAGUUGAGAACAAGGGACAAUACCAAGCCUAUCUAGACGAGCUCAAGCCCCUCCGGGAUGAGCUUGGUGUGCCAACCAAAGAAGAGAUGUACGGUCAAGCACUUUAA
Molecule: messenger RNA, 459 nt
Organism: Puccinia triticina
Lineage: Eukaryota; Fungi; Basidiomycota; Pucciniomycetes; Pucciniales; Pucciniaceae
Exons: 5
Coding region: 1-459 (152 amino acids)
Biological process (GO): mitochondrial electron transport, cytochrome c to oxygen
Cellular component (GO): mitochondrial inner membrane
Source: RefSeq, a predicted model, not a curated record